Messenger RNA from Trachymyrmex cornetzi, 565 nucleotides. RefSeq lists its product as uncharacterized. The transcript is spliced from 3 exons. Bases 191 to 472 code for a protein of 93 amino acids. Lineage: Eukaryota; Metazoa; Arthropoda; Insecta; Hymenoptera; Formicidae. The record is from RefSeq and is a predicted model, not a curated record.
GGUCGCCUGCAGUGCGCAGAGUGGAGGUAACAGCUGAUUUGUUCUUCCUAACCUCGAUCAUGAUGUCGAUUGUUUUCUUGUAAAUCAGUGACAUUCUGCGAUUUUCACGUGUCAGUGAGGAUUGGCGAUCGCGAGUAUUAGCGAGUACGAUUGAUUUUAAUCGAACUUUGGCCAGAUCGAAUCGGCAACGAUGAAAAUCGUCCAACGAUGGAAGACUGCUGAGGAUUUCGAUUUCUUGCGUGGUAGCAGUGCUUGGACGAAGGUUAAAUAUUUCUGGCGCAAGGGAUGGAUAGAGAUCCCGGUGAUAAUGGGAUGUUCAAUUUUUUUUUUAGCAGGAACUAGUAUGGGCUGCUUUUCACUGUAUUAUGGCUUAACGCAUGAUUUAACUCCGAAAUAUUACAAAACGCUGAAAAUUUACAGACCGGAUGAUCCGGCAGUUCAGAAGAUCCGUUACACCUCGGUCUUUGAUUAAAAAAUAUUUAUUUAAUAAAUUUCAGUAGCACAAUACGAGUGGUAUACAGUUAUUAUAUAUCCUUCCAUUGUAGAUUUAUGUUUUAAAUAAAUG